Messenger RNA from Adineta steineri, 1050 nucleotides. NCBI's taxonomy places the organism in Eukaryota, Metazoa, Rotifera, Eurotatoria, Adinetida, Adinetidae. The record is from the annotation of a GenBank genome assembly.
AUGGCUUGGCUUAAAAAUUGCACUCAUAAUCUACGGACUAGACGAGGACGUUUCCUUGUAUUAGCGGGAAUAACUAUACUGAUUGCAGCAAUCAUUGUAGCUAUCGUAGUUUCUGUUACUGAUUCUAAAUCUCAAUCGAAAUCUGAUCUUAAUAUAACACAAUCAUCUAUUCCAUCUACAUUCAAUGCCACCUAUAUAUCAGUUAAUUCAUUUAUUCAAUCAUUGAAUGAACUUAAUUUGAAUUCAAGUGAUCUGGCACAAUUAGCACGUAGUUUUGAGUAUGGUCUUAAUUUAAGUGUACAAAAUGUAUUACAAAUUCGUACUAUCGAUUUAAAAGCACCAGUAGAAAAAAUAUCGAAAACUCGACGUAAACGAGCUGUACAAUGUGAUCAAAAUGUAGGUAAUGUGAAUGGAUCUGCACUUAUGUUUGAUUUUAAUCUUAUUUAUCCUCCUAAUAAUACAUGUCAAAGUCAACAAUGUAUUACUCAAAUGUUUACUACAAUUUAUCAACGUUUUCGAUCUACUCUAUCAUUUCUAAUCAAUUUUCAAAAUAAACAACAAACAUUCGAUUUAUGUUCCAUUACUCCAUUAUCUGUAUCAGCUGAUCAAUCAUCAGGGCAAAUUCCAACAUCCGUAAUAAAUAUUACAAGUACACCAGUAUUUACAACUAUAUCUUCAACAACUGACAGACCUAAUACAACUACACCAAACUUUUCAUCUACUGAAACGUUUAAUACAACUAUAUCAUCUACAACAGAGCCAGUACUUUCUACAGAAAGAUCAAAUUUGACAUCAAACGCAACUAUUCCUGAUAUUGAUAUUUGUUUAAGAAAACUACCGAUUAUACAAGAACAAACAGCUCCGUAUAGAAUUUCGUAUACAAGUACAUUAUUUUUUCAAGAUGAACAUACACUUAUCGUUGUUGGAGCAUCGAAAUUCGAAACUUUUCUUGAUAUGCAAACAAUAGACAGAUAUAUUAUCAUUGAUGGUGUUAUGGUAUAUAAUAAUUGUCAACGAGUAAUUGAUACUUCAUUAUCAAUGAUAAUGUAA